Molecule: messenger RNA, 330 nt
Organism: Lactuca virosa
Lineage: Eukaryota; Viridiplantae; Streptophyta; Magnoliopsida; Asterales; Asteraceae
Source: the annotation of a GenBank genome assembly
AUGUGUGCUACACAAACAAAUCUACAACCCUCCAAAGAUGAUGACACUAUCUCUGCUCCAAAAAAAAUAGAUACUUUGGUCAACAUGUGUGAUUGCAUUAUUCGUUACUCCAUGAAAAAAGAGUAUUUAGUUGAUCGUCUUGCCAAGCUUAAAGAAAAAUGUGAUAAAGGACAGCCAAAUGAUGGAUCCAAAAAGCGUAAACACAAUGGUGAAGAAGGUUCAAGGGAAAAGGGUAGUAGAGACUCGAUGAAAAAUUAGAAUGGCCAGCUAAUGAAACAUUUUCUUCCUAGUUUCAUGUUGUUCUUGUUAAAUCUAGAAUUCUGAUUUCAA